Molecule: messenger RNA, 2188 nt
Organism: Pollicipes pollicipes
Lineage: Eukaryota; Metazoa; Arthropoda; Thecostraca; Pollicipedomorpha; Pollicipedidae
Product: synaptotagmin-15
Exons: 12
Coding region: 1-1302 (433 amino acids)
Biological process (GO): calcium-ion regulated exocytosis
Cellular component (GO): exocytic vesicle; plasma membrane
Molecular function (GO): calcium ion binding; phosphatidylserine binding; SNARE binding
Source: RefSeq, a predicted model, not a curated record
AUGGACCAUGUAACGCAGAUGGCCAAGUCUCUCCAGAACAAACUGGUCUUCCCCGCCGAGAUGAGCUUCCGCAGCGGCCGCGAGAUGUUCUCCAUGCCUCCCAUGCUCUCUCCCGACGUCUUCUCUCGGCGCUCGUCCUCGUCCCGGGACGUGACCUUUACCCUGCCGCCGCUGCUCUCUCCCGACCUCUUCCGACGUCGCUCGUCCUCGGCCGCCGACCUGAGGGCCAGCGGCUCGGACGGGGCCACCACGCCGCUCACGCCCUCUUCGCCCAGAGAUAUGGCCUCAGACUGUGGAUCAAGAAACACGACCCCUUCUCCCAUCGCGUUCUUCUCGGAGUCCCCACAGCGCAAGGGCCUGGGUCGAUUGAACCCAGACAUCUACCGACUACCGUCCCCGGACAACGAUGACGUCGAGGUGAAGGCGACGCUAGGGCGCCUCUGGUUCUCCCUAGUCUAUGACGCGUCAGAGGAGAAGUUGACAGUCACGGUCAUCAAGGCUAAAAAGCUGCCCCAGAGGUCACGCGACGAACCGGACAGCUGUGACCCUGUCGUCAGGGUGCACCUGCUGCCGGACAAGCGUCGCUACCUUCAGUCUCAGCAGAAGAAGAAUACCUGCAACCCGCGCUUUGACGAAGAGUUUCCCUUCAUGAUCCCGCAGCGGAGGCUGGCGCAGCACAGUAUCCGCAUCUCCGUGUACGACAGCCGCCGCGACCGGAAGCACGUGCCACUGGGGAGUGUCAUGCACAGCCUGCGUUCGGGCCACACCCUCACCAACGUCGUCCGCGACAUCAGCAGGGUGGAGGUGGAUGCCGACAGCGGUAGCGGUGGCGGCAGCUGCGCCAAGGUGGUGAAGGUGCCGGCCGCGGGCGGCACCGUGGGCGGCGUCCUGGUGGGCCUAACGUACAACGCCGGCCUGGAGAGGCUCAACGUGGCCAUCUUGGAGGCCGUGGAGCUCGAGAGUGCCAACGACGAAGAGCUGCCGUCGACCUACGCCAAGGUGACCAUGUACCAUCACACUCGUGGGCUCAAGUCGAAGCGUACGGAGACGGUGCGCGAGUGUUGCAGCCCUAAGUACGCGGAGAGCUUCAACAUGUCCUUGCCCGCCGACAACCUUAGCGCCGUCCACAUCAGGGUCCAGAUCAAGCAGAAGAUGUCGCCCGGUAGGAAGGACGUGACUCUAGGCAGGGUCACCAUCGGGUCUCACAUGUUCGCCCGCGGCCAUAUGCAAGAGCACUGGGAGAAGAUGCUCCAAAACCCGAAGGAGCAGAUCCAGAUGUGGCACGUGCUGAAGGCCAUCUAGGCUCCUCGGCGCGACUGGAGGCGGCGGCGGCGCCAUCGCUAGCCCAGCUUACACGAAGUCUGUGUUUUCUUAGCACCAAAACUGUGCGGUCGUGGGGCUUGGGGGACCGGCGGCUGGCCGUCGGCCAUUGCUGUGGACGUGAACUGCCAGGCGCAAAUGUGGAGCUUUCUUCAAAGCGUUCGGAAGUGCAUCAGCAUUUUAGGUCAUUUCUUGUGACAUAACGCACUCAUACGUGGACUCUUGUAGCGUAUUUUAGGUCCCUAACCUUUUUAAGCCCAUUGGUCCAAUGCCUACAGCUCAUUCUAGCCACAGGACGCCAUGUUGAAACUAAGAACCACGAUGAAACGUCCCCUUCAACGCUGUGAAUCCCCACGAGGCUUCAAAGAAAGCUCCAUCGGCGCCAGGUGCGUUGUGUUCCAGGCGCACCUCCGCCGCGCUGAAAGGUUCCUGGAAGAUUUUCCGGUCCAGUGCGGAUCCAUCCGCAAGGAUGUGCGGUCGUGCUCCGCAAGGAUGUGCGGUCGUGCUCCGUUAGGAUGGCGCCGUGCGGACUGGUGUGCUGUACGAGCGAAACUGCCGCUGUUUUCUGCUUCAUCGGGCUUGCACGCAGCGAGAUGGCAAUGGGCGCAUUUUCUCCGCAGUUACCCGGCGUCGGUUAGCACCGGUCACCGUGUCCGCAGUGACUAGGUCACUAGGACUGCGUUCUGCUGUGAAUGAUGCGAGUCGUUGCGGAAAUGUGGAUGUCUUGGUGGCAACGCGUAUGGUGGUUUGGGCGGUGCACAUUGGCUUGUGAGGGGCUGUCAGGGCGCUCGUGCUCCGUCAAGAUGAGGCAGGAUGUUUUCUCACGUGUUGGUAUAUGGUGCGGUCUGUAGAUGUUCUCCAGGAUAUA